UAUACUUGUGGACGCCGGUGUCUGUGAGUCAUCGCCGCUCGGACAGACAACGUGCUUCAAGUCGUUAUUUAGAAACCUCGCAGUUUCUCUCGGAUUUAUUAGGAACCACGAAUUUCUCAUUGCCCGACAGGAUUGAGAUGUUACAUUUUAGGUCCUCGACAGUGCUGAAGGAGUUGUUUGAAGCCACCCUCAAGCGUCCUUUUCCCGUCUACAGACAGAAGACCUGGUUGCCGACCAGCUCCCGCUGCUUCUGCUGCCUCGGCGCCGCCUCCGUUGAUGCCAGAACCGCAUCUGCUCCUCUGAAGGUCCUCAAUGCCGCCGCGCGCCGCCCGGCUCUCCGCCCCGCGCCCCGCGCCGCCUCUCUCCGCUCCUACUGCGUGAAAACCGAAGCCGAGGAGGUGGAGGAGCAGCUGAAGAAGGAUGGGGCCGGCGGCGAAGCGGCCAGCGACAAGAGAAGAAACGCAGGGAUUCUCCCAAGUUUGGAGGAUUUGCUUUUCUACACAGUGGCCGAAGGUCAAGAGACGAUUCCUGCUCACAAAUUUCUCACAGCACUGAAAGCCACGGGGCUUCGUUCCGGAGAUCCCCGACUGAAGGAGUGCAUGGAAACACUGAAGGAAACUCUAAAGAAGACUUCAGAUGGCGUUACACUGGACAGGCACCUUUUCAAGAAGUGUGUCCAGAGCAACAUUGUCCUGCUUACUCAGGCCUUCCGCAAGAAGUUCGUCAUCCCAGACUUCCAGUCCUUCACCUCCCAUAUUGAUGAGCUGUAUGAGAAUGCCAAAAAUCUCACUGGAGGGCAGAAUCACCGAGGGUGGAUUCUUCCUUCUGAGGUUGCAGACUACAUUCCUCAGCUGGCCAGGUUCAGCCCCGACCUGUGGGCGGUCUCUCUGUGCACGGUGGACGGGCAGAGACAUACGGUGGGAGACACUAAGGUUCCCUUCUGCCUGCAGUCUUGUGUGAAGCCUCUGAAGUAUGCCGUAGCCGUGCACGACCACAGCACGGAGUAUGUGCACAGUUUCAUCGGGAAGGAGCCCAGCGGCCUCCGCUUCAACAAGCUCUUCCUGAAUGAAGAUGAUAAGCCGCACAACCCGAUGGUGAAUGCUGGCGCUAUUGUUUGUACUUCACUCAUAAAGCAAAGUGCAAGCAACGCAGAGAAAUUUGACUAUGUCAUGAACUUUCUGAAAAAGAUGGCGGGAAACGAGUAUGUGGGUUUCAGCAAUGCCACAUUCCAGUCUGAGCGUGAGUCAGGAGACAGGAACUUCGCCAUCGGCUACUAUCUGAAAGAAAAAAAGUGUUUCCCAGAGGGGACAGACAUGACCUCUGUACUGGACUUGUACUUUCAACUCUGCUCCAUUGAGGUGACAUGUGAGAGCGCCAGUGUCAUGGCGGCCACCCUGGCCAAUGGGGGUAUCUGCCCAAUCACGGGUGAGCGCGUGCUGAGCCCAGAGGCGGUGAGGAAUACGCUGAGUCUGAUGCACUCCUGUGGCAUGUACGACUUCUCAGGACAGUUUGCUUUCCAUGUCGGCCUGCCUGCCAAGUCUGGAGUAUCAGGAGGGAUCCUGCUGGUUGUGCCCAACGUGAUGGGCAUCAUGUGCUGGUCGCCUCCGCUCGAUAAGCUGGGCAACUCGGUCAGAGGGAUCCAGUUCUGCACAGACCUGGUGGAGCUUUUCAACUUCCACAACUAUGACAAUCUGAGGCACUGCGCCAAGAAGCACGACCCUCGCAGAGAAGGAGGCGACCAGCGGCAACAGACCUUCGGACCUAUGGAUUACGAGAGCCUCCAGCAGGAGCUGGCUCUGAAAGCCCCUCUUUGGAAAAAGGUGUCCCCCACUGAGUCGAACGAGGACAGCUCCACCACUGUAGUCUAUAGGAUGGACAAAGUCGUCGAGUGAAACUUUAAAACAAACAAACAAACAAAAACAGACGCCCCCACCUCGCCUGAUCUCCCAACAACGCGAUGGCAUCAUCUCCUCACCCUCAUAUUUAUGUAUAAAUUAUGUAGAGGAUUAUUUAUUGCUGGUGAAGCGGUUACUGGGAAACUUGUUUUUGUUUUUGUCUGUGCUGGAAAAAUGGGAUCAGCUUAUUAUUAUUAUGUUGAACUCCAAAUGACCUCCAUUUGCUUCGUUGCCUUAGCGACGUGACAAGGAUCUGAUGUGUAACGUACGCACUUCGCUCUCGUUUUAUCUCAGCACACUUUUAUCUUUCUUUACUUCUUCAUCACGUCAGAGUUUUCUUUUUAACAAUGUCGGCUAGCGCUGUGUUCACUCUACGACCCAAAAAAACAGCUGCUUGAGAGUAAACACUGAGCUGCGUGACUUUAAAUUUAGGGGUGUGUUACGAGUGAUUAAAAGAAUAUUUUGGCCGUGAUUGAUGUUUUAUUUUCCUGGUUAUUAUUUUUAUUUAUUUCCCACUUCUGUGACUUUUGGCUCCUCAAUUUAAAAUGUAGAUGAAGAACAUUAACGAAUGACAUCCACAAAUGUUGCGUUAUUUUGCAGAUAUUUGUGUUUUCUGUUAAAAUAAUACUUGAUUUGUGCCUGCUUCCGUUUCUUUGAUAUUAACGCAACUCUAUGAAACAGACAGAAGUCGUGAGGACUUUCAGCUCAAGUUGAGUUUGUUUGUGUGUUUGAUGAUGUGAUUGAUACUAACAGAGGGCAGUUUUCUCGCAGUAAGGUGACAAAAGCAUUCGGCUGUUUCUUAGGUUUGACUUGUUUACCUGCAGGUUCUGACAUGCUUCUGAAUUCUGAGGAAUGAAAGGCGAGUAAAGUCAGUUGUGUAGGUUCAGUUUAAGUCUCUCAUGGCUUCAUACAGUCAUUAACUCCCUUGGUAUCUACACAGCUCACAAAAGUAUGCAAACACGAUGCCUCUGUGUAGAAAUAAAUCUGCUAAAUGUGAAUGCAGCAUUUAUUUACUACAAAGGUGACGAUUCAUGUCCCUCACCUGAAAUCCAGUCAGAAGUUCUGCGAGCAGAUGGAGCUGGCACUUCCAGAAAGAAAAUCAGACGUACCAAACGUGGAUGAACUUAAUCUGAGGCUUUUAUCCUCUCUAGUCCAGUUACAGGAUAAAGUCAUCAAAUAAAAACCUUUUUCUCAGCCACAGUUCAUUUCAGUAAUGACCAAAGUGAUUAUCAGGUCAAACACGAGCCUGCUGGGUGUGCGAGUGAGCUGUUAACCAAAAAAAUACAGCAUGGCUAGCUUCACACGUGGAGUUGUUUCCAUAAGCAGCAGGUCAGUAAGAGACAGCUGAAGGAGAAUAGAUCACAUGCCAUUAUUUAUGUGUGCAUGGAGUUACCGCUGUUGUGCCAUGAUGCUUUUACUGUGUGAGACUGCAGGAAUUUAUGAAAGUCAAAGGAAACAAUCCGACUCACACCCGUCUGUGCACAGCAGUUUCUGCAAAACUCCACCUGCAGAUCAGACUAUAAGACUCUAACUCACUACACUCCUGCUCGAUUCUCAUUAAUAGACACAAAAUAAGUUUCUGUGCGCUACAGUUUCAUGAGGGGCCGGCACCUGUGCAGAAAUGUGGCUAAAAUUCUGAAACACUGCAGACCCAUCAACUCACCUGUGCCUGUAACACAUCCAUGGCUUUUACAUGAAUCAUGUAGCGAGCAACUAUUCCCUCCCUCUGACUUUCUGUGUUGUGUUUUGCUCUAUUACAUCGAAGUAACAGUAUUACUAGUAUUAGUACAAUUACUGUUGACCAGAAAUAUGCUGAGCUCAGCUCGAAAGCUUCCUGCUGAAGUUUUGGUUCUGCACUAACAUCCACCCUUCUGAUAACCUCUCCGCCUGGCUGCCCAAAGACAUUAAUGCUCCCAGCAACCUGUCAGGUGCAGGAUGAAACAUGAUGUUUGUGUUUGUGUGUGUUAAACAGCAGUAAGCCGCCUGCCACAAACUUGAAGAAAUCAUGUUAAUUACAACUAGAUCCGUUAAUCAGCAAAAACAGCUGAGUGCAGGUUUUGGUGGUCUCUUCAUUAAAUCCUGAGUGCAGGAUGGUUAGUGAGUCUGGCCCUUUCAGUUUUAGAAGCUUUAAUCUGCAGCUCUUCUCUUUCUAUGUCACUGAAAACACGGAUUAAAAUAAAAAAUUCACAAAUCUACAGAAAAGAGGUGUUAACCGGUGAGUGUCGAUGUUCCAGCACGAGGAACACGUUGAGUAUUGUUUGGGAAGUUUUCAGAGUCUUAGUCUCAUCAGUUUAGGCAACGUUUCUUAUUUCUGGAUGUUUGUAGCAGCAGGCGUGUGUAGCUUUCAGCUGUCCAUCUGCACACCAGUGAUCUUCAGCUGCAGACCAAAGAGUGUGUUUGAAUUUUUACUUCAGACGUUCCGGGUUUAUCACGUGAGCUCCUCCGGUAAAUAUAAGUACUUGCACAUAAUUGUCGCGCCAGCAGAUGCCUUAGAUUUCUCUGCACUGUGAGGCAGGAGGAGGUGUGUGUUUGUUAAUCGCUGUUGAAACUGUACGUGUGUUUCGUAGGUUUGAGCUCAGCGCGAUGCUGCUGGAGCCGUUACCAUUAUGUUACUACUGUCAUGUUGUGAGACGUCUUUUUAUUUUUUGUUUUUAAUCUCCUGGUAUGUUUUUUUUUUUUUUUUUUUUUUUCGUUAAACUUCUGCUGGUCAUGUGGGUGUUGUAGGUGAAACGUAUUCAAAAGCCUCAGUCAUCAUCAGUGUUGCUGGAUUAUUAUAAUCUGAAGAUUAUUAUCACAUAAAAACAGUUAUUUUCUUCUGUAGUGAUCAAAUGCAUGAACACUUAAAUGAACUCCCACGGUGUCCGCAUGUGUUGUUGGUUGUGCAGUUCAAUGUUCAACUGAUUUUGCUGAUUUUAGCUGAAUUGUUAUUUAUGAAAAAGUGAAACUGCGUUUAAAAUGCAAAUUAUUAUAAAGAGAUUUUUAAAAAUAUAAUUGCCAAAAAAUUAGAGAAAAUUAUGAUGUAGCUGCACUUUAUUUUUUAUUGUUUUAGUAAAACUAUUGAAUGUACAAACUCUUAAGUCACUGAAAAACCGAUCUAAUAAGGAGGCGAUGCGUAUGCCGGUUUAGGCUACACAGAUCCUGGGCGCUGAGCAUACGGAGAUAAAAAUAUUGUGUAGCUUGAACCCGGUUUAACGUACAGAGGACACUGCAGCUCAUUUUAUUCCCAUUUAAAUCAACCAUAUGUGCAGAGUUUUUCCAGAGUGCGUGGCUUUUACGAGCAACCAACCACAGAGACGAGUGAAGAAGAACACAAUCGCUUGUUUUACUUCCCUCACAUGUGAGUGAGGCCUUUACCAUAACAACAGUUCCUUUUUGGUUUUUAUGGACGUUUCAUUAAUCAGUUCACUAAAAAACUACACUUUUAAGACUAAAGUAAUUAAUUGUUUUAGGACUUGAUUAAACGCUGCGCAGCUCGUCGGUUUGACAGGGAUAGUUUAUUUUCCUUAUUCGCUCGGUCUUAGCUCAACAUUUCCUUCUUUUGGCCAUGAGCGAAACGAGUCGCUCUCCUCUUCUUUAAAGUAUUUGACUUUUACAUCUUUGAUGCUCCGUUGAUUGGCACAAAAAUCUGAAUUUGAGAGCCAGAGAUAAAAACUAAAGCGACCAGCACUGGGGGGAGACUGAACCGAUCCAGCCAAUCAGGACUAAUUAUCAAUCACAUCUGUCCUUCUUUGUUUUGGAAAAAUAACACAUAAACCUUGUGUUUAUGUGUUAUUCUUCCAAAAAGAACCCCAAUUAUUCCAAUCAGAAUCGUGACAGCGGGGCUUUUGAAUGCAGCAUCAACUCAUCAGAUCUGUAUUAUGGGUCUGUGUAAAGCUUUGUUCGGUUUGCACCAUGAAAGUAGAUAAAAUGAAGAAUGGCUCGAUUCAAACCCGAGUAUUAGAAAAUCAAAGAUGAUUAAAUUCUAAUGGUGCAAAUUUAACAAAAGGACUAAUCUUCGCACAGACCUUCAUGUCAUGUAUGAAUUUGUUUUCUGUUGUCUGCAUGUUUUUGUUUUUGUCAAUUUCCAUGAAUUUUCAUCCUUGUUUGAAUCCUUUUCACUGUCUCUCUUUGGUUAAUUUGUGUCUUGAACAUGAAUGUUAUCCCUUUGUAAAUUAAUAAAAGAUUUAAAAGUGAUCACUACCAUCAAAGUUUGGUGACCUCGGAACUGUGAGGUUAGAUUUUUAUAUAAAGACAAGCAGAAGAUAAAAUGAGCUGCUUCCUGACCUGAAAAUGUGAAACCAAACAGUUCCCAGCUCACAGCUGUCAGACUUUUAUGUGUUUCUGUUCGUGAAGUCUCCAUGAGCUGCCUCUUUGUUCUGGACGUGCAGACGUGACAGUAAAAAUGGUGUCGAUAUUAUUUUUGUUGCCUUGUUGUUUCUUGUAUGAAAUGAAAUAAAGCAUCUGUUUUAAAUCGUCUCA
Oreochromis aureus is the source of this 6353-nucleotide messenger RNA. Its product is annotated as glutaminase kidney isoform, mitochondrial-like. The coding region runs from base 138 to 1892 and encodes 584 amino acids. Gene Ontology annotation, molecular function: glutaminase activity; protein binding. Lineage: Eukaryota; Metazoa; Chordata; Actinopteri; Cichliformes; Cichlidae. Gene Ontology annotation, biological process: L-glutamine catabolic process. The transcript has 16 exons. The record is from RefSeq and is a predicted model, not a curated record.